UGACUCCAGCGGCUCUAUCGGUGGUUCGUACGAUAGCUCCGCGAAGGCGGAGGGGGUGGUUUUCCAGUCGUCCAUAUCUUCGUUGUCGGCACGCGUCCUUGUCGCUACAUAGAGAGAUAUUUUAAAGGACAGUAACAUUGUUGGAACGAUAUCCGGACCCAUCGCUAGUCAAACGUGAGUACACGACUCCCUCCCUUCUAGCAAGCUUAUUUUUUUCGACCGAGACGCUCGUACGACGAUGGUGUGGGGCAUUUUUGGCAGGCACGACUGUGUAGACAUUUUAGUGUGUACUUUUGUGUACAGUAUAAUGCGUCGCCUCGGCCGAGAUUGAUUAGUUGUGCUUUCCAUGUUUCGAGAAUGAACGGGGGCUCCGAGGAGAUUUGGGUGAUGCUGCAACCUUCUAAUAGCGAUACGUGAUUUUGGAGGCUCAGCGCUAUGCGGUUCAACGAGGCUGUCUGCAAUUCUAUGCCACCGGUAUACAUUGAACUGCAGAAUAAUAAUCAUUUACGAAGAAGCUCAUCUGAAAUAAUAAUCAAUGGCAAAGUUGACUGCGUGAUCGAAGAUCAAGGUACCAAAGAGUUUCGCCUAGGUCAAGAUACGAGUACAUAUUCAUCAUUGGCUAUUACUUGUAACAGUAAAAUUCACAAGCAUAAGAAGAACAAUAACCUUGAUAAUUCAUACCAAAGUAGCUCUACCGAAAGUCUAACUGAUUACGACGGUUAUUACGACGACGCAUCACAAGAGCACUCGGGCUCCGACUGGUCAGAGUAUUCGGAAGACGGCAAUCUUCUACCGGGUUGCCGAGGUAUCGUUAAUCCAAAUUAUCCAGGCUUUCAACAUCUCGGGCCGUCAUUACUCUCAGACACCGACGACACCGAGGACGAACAAGAAUUGGAAGAAGAGCUCGCCGAGAGCCUCGAUCAUCAGGACGAGUUUAAUAACAACAAUAACAAUAGUAACAACAACAAUAGUAUCGUUGACGAGGCGGUAAAUCGCUUGGACACAAAGCGCGACGAGCAAAAGCAACUUUUCUAUGAGAAGUCUAAAUUCAAUAUUCAAAACGUUAGCUCACUCGUUGAGUGCAUGAAUUAUGUAAAAAGUAUCCAGGAUACGUCGAUGUCGACCGACAAUUUUGAUGGCGAAGUUGAAAUUGUUCAACUGACUACUAGUAUCAAGGAAAGUCUGCAAUUUCCCGAGAUCGAGCGAAUUUCUGACUCUUCGAAAAGUAGCGAAGUCGAUGAGGUUGAGGAAACGUCAUUGGAGAAGUCAAUAGAUCUCAUAUGCGAAGCCAACGCAUUAAAACAAUCGACUGCUCGCCUACAAGUUUCCAAGGCUUUAACAACCACCGGUAACAAUAUCAACAUCAACAACAACAACAACAACAGCAACAGCAGCAGCAGCAACGACGACGAUAUCGACGACAACGACGACGACAACGACAACGACAAAGACAAAGACGACGACAAAGACAACGAGGACAACGACGAUGGCGAUAGCAAUGGUAUAGAGCCAGUGUCAACUAUGAGCAAAGUCUGGGACACUUUGGACAUUGGUCCAGUUGGCGAAUUCGACCAGCGGGGCAAGCUCGAUGAGAUCGAUCUUCUAGCCAACAUUAAGAACCGAGGUGAGAUCAGAUGUAGGGAACAGCAGCAGCAGUCGUUGGUGCCGGAUGUCGUCUCCAUGGAGCUCGAUGUGUUCCAUGGCCAAGAGCAGUAUGGCAAUGCCGACAAGGUGGUUAAUUGCGAGGACGGCGAGUCCCAUCACAUCGACUCCAAGAAAAAGGAAAAGAUGAUGAGAAACCAAGCGCGACGCCGUCAUCAGAAUGCCAAUGGCCAAAAAAUCAAACACGAUGGCAAAUACAAAUCGGACAUGGAGAACGGGAGCUUCGAUGUGUAUAAUAUUGAAACUGCUAUGCCAAACAUCGAUAUGGAUGCUAUUGAGUCACAUUUAAAAGCUGCACGCGAAGAAGAACGUCGGCGACGUAAUGACAGAGAGGAAAUCCGUAAACGAUUGGCAAUGGGUUCGGACACCGAUGAUAUUCGCACCGAAAGAGGUAGAAAGCCGAGUCUUCAAUCUCGUCUUCAAAGUGGUAUGAAUCUACAAAUAUGCUUCAUGAACGAAACAUCAUCGGACACAGAGUCGGUGCUGAGUCAGGACGGUAACGAGGCCGGUUCCCCGACCAAGCCGUCAAGCUUCCACUGUAAUUCAUCCCCGUCCUCCUUGUCGUCCGCUUCCAUGGUCAUUUCGCCCUGCGAUUACAACAUCCAGCAGAGCUCAACGAGACCCCAGGUUCUGAGUCUUCCACCGCUGUUGCGGCUCGAUGCGGCCUUCGGCGACGGACCCUUCGACGAGGCCGACUUUUUCGCUCGACAAGCCCGCCUCCAGAUCGAAGCCAGGUUGGCCCUCGCGCAAGCCAAGGAGAUGGCCCACAUGCAGAUGGAGAUCGAGCGUCAGAAGCUUAAACAGAAUCCGAUAACGGAGAUGGUGCGCGCCAGUCUUCAUAAGAUUGGCGUAAGUCUUGGGGAGGAUAGGCGGCGAUUGACCCGGGCCCUACUCACCGAGCUCAAUAUCGCUCAGCUUCAAGUUCUUGCCAACGAUCUGCACGCAAGGAUAGCGACGCUCAACGAGUCCUUAGUCGAGGGUCUUCUUCGUCGCGAUGAUUUACACAUGGAGCAGGAUUCGAUGCUCGUCGAUGUCGAGGACCUUACGCGAUAUCUCGGUGCCAAACAGGAAUCGCUAAAAAAGCAUCAGCAUCAGCAGCAAGUAGACACCAAUGGCUCCGGUCGCUUCCACCUGGAUUCAAGAUCAGCUGAAAAGGAGCAACAGCAACAGCAACAGCAGCAGCAGCAGCAACAGACGUCGAGGGCGCGAACGCUUGCACUUUUCGGCAAAGCCUCGUCGACGAAACUCGCCGCGGGUCGGCAGCUUGUCGUCAACUUCGUAAGGAAAUAGUACGCGAUGGGCGCUGUCCUCGCGAUUGCGCGUCGCGUUCGCGAGGCUUAACGAUUCGCGCGCAUCCUCCAUUUCUACGGAUGUAACACACUAACGCAACUUAUUUUCUCAGACUUAAUUUUUAAGCAUGUGCUCGUUCGCUUACGUUCUAAGGAACCCUUCCAAAGGCCAUUUCUCUGCCGAUCUUAUAAUUGCACGAUGGCAUUACUUAACGCAUUACGAGUACUGA
Messenger RNA from Ceratosolen solmsi marchali, 3181 nucleotides. RefSeq names its product Schwannomin interacting protein 1 (gene Schip1). The record is from RefSeq and is a predicted model, not a curated record. Gene Ontology annotation, cellular component: cell junction; plasma membrane. Gene Ontology annotation, biological process: positive regulation of hippo signaling. NCBI's taxonomy places the organism in Eukaryota, Metazoa, Arthropoda, Insecta, Hymenoptera, Agaonidae. The transcript is spliced from 12 exons. Bases 436 to 2952 code for a protein of 838 amino acids.